AUGAGAAACGGCAACAGAGAAGAGGAACGCAGUGGUCUAUCAGCGAGUGUAGAAAUUCCAGAUGAUAUAUUUAUGGACAUCAUCUCCCGCUGGCCCUUGAAGUUUGUUGUUCAAUGUAAAAUUCUAUCCAAGAAUUUUAAAGGUAGGAUAUCUCAUCCUGAAUUUUCCAAAAUAUUGUUCCAAUGCCAAAAAGUCACUUCUACACAACUCAUCUAUUUAGUACAUGAUGGGAGAUUAAUCAGACAAUUCCCAAAAAUCUCCUUUAACCCUAUCACUCAAUCUGUGACGACGUUAUGUUUUGGCGUAGAGAUUUUGGGCUCAUGUAAUGGUCUGAUUCUCUUUGAGUUUGAGAGAAUUAGGUGUUACUGUGUUUUCAAUCCCUUAACUGGAGAGCAUCAAUUGAUUCCAUAUCCGAAUUCUCCUAGAAAUGAGUUAAAAAAGACAGGCCUAGUGGUUGAUUACCCUAAUUCAGAUCAAUACAAAUUGGUAACCAUAAGUAACAUUGUGGAAAAUUCCAACUUGUUCUACAAAUUUCACUUACUUUCAUCAGAGCAAUCUGGCCUGUGGUGUGAAAUCCAGCUGAGAACCAAUAGUUUCAUAGCCUUACCUUACGGUAGUCCACCUGUUUAUUGGCAUGAUUCUCUGUAUUUUCUCAGAAGUGACGGUAGUGUUCUAGCUCUUGAUACAAAGAAAGAAGAGGCUGUACUCAUCGACCGUCCGGAGUUUAUUGAUCAUUUUGUUCUUAGCUAUGGCAAAAUUUUGACUAGUAGGGAUAUGAGUGGUAGCGAUAUAUGGCUAGGGAGGGCGAAAGAUUUACUUACCCUUGUAUGCAUUUUCAGAAAGUACAUUGUCAUUGGCACUUAUGACAGAACAAGCAGCUGUUGGAGGGUUUCCCACACUUUGGACAACUUUGUUUUAGGUCUGGAUGGCAAUAUUAUCGGCUUUCCAGUCUGGAUCGACAGCAAGCAAGUGUCUUUUCUGGUACGACGUCCCCCAACACAGUAUCAUGAUCUAUAUGAGUAUGAUACCAACAUCAAUGUGUACAAAAAUGUUGCAGUUCUGGACACAGUUGAUUAUCCCAUGUAUUGCUUCCACCCAACAUUAGCUUGUGUCCAUAAGACACCCUCCAAUUAUGUAACGACUGCUCAGCAGGCGUAUAUUGCUGAAAAGUUGGAUAACAUCAGAAGAUUUAUCAUCGAAGGUACCAAUACAUCAGAAGAAGAAGCAGCAGCAGCAGGAGAAGGAGGAGGUUAA
This is a messenger RNA of Solanum stenotomum, 1254 nucleotides long. RefSeq lists its product as uncharacterized. Gene Ontology annotation, molecular function: protein binding. Bases 1 to 1254 code for a protein of 417 amino acids. Lineage: Eukaryota; Viridiplantae; Streptophyta; Magnoliopsida; Solanales; Solanaceae. The record is from RefSeq and is a predicted model, not a curated record. The transcript is spliced from 2 exons.